UUUUCAAGUGCGUCGCUCGUUAUCUACACCAACUCAUAUACCUUGUCGUUUUCCCCUCUUACUUUAUUAGCGAUCGCCGGGAUCGACGUAAUGUUGUGUCUCGAUCUGCUAUAUAACCCAAACAUAUAAUCAGCUCCUUUAUUCUGCCUUCUUCCUCCUCCACAAUCAUCUUCGUUACACAAUUACCAAAAAUUUAUCACAGCAUGCCUUCUGACUUCAUCAUCGAUAAGGGUUUCCUGAACUCAUGCAAGGAAGUCUCUAUCCGGACAGUCCGCGGGUCUCACGCCUCUCCCACUACCAAUCUCAAUCCCCUCGCCUCCCUCUCUUCCACCCUCUACCAGCUCAAAAACCUCGGUACCGAGGAUGACAGUGAGUUAUACAUCUCCAACGCGGAGCGCCUUUCCGCUUUUUAUCCAAACGCCACUUUCGACUUCUAUGGAGUCCCCAGUGCCGCUUUAUGUAUCUAUAAGAGCGGUAGCGCCUGGCCUGUCCGCACCGGUCCAGAGGCUCAGCGGAUUAUCCGAGAGGUUCGAGGAGUUCACGGACAUCCUAUGCAGCCUGUCUGGCUUGAACUUGGCGAGCGCGUCUACAAGUUGUUGGACGAGAUGGGUGUUUGCUGGACGUCUAUUGAUCCCCUCGCAUUCGCGGAGGCAGGGAAGAAAAGUUUCAGUCCGCUCCUCCUUUGGAUCGGUGUCGUUCCUGGGUCUCUUCAAUACAAGCUUGCCAAUACUGCGGCUGAAGCCGUCACCAAACUCAUUUCUGAGGCUGGCUUCGGUGGUGUUGAGAUUGGCUUUCGCGAGUCUAUCGUUACCCCUUCUCUGGCCGGUCCCAAAAUGCUUUCCUUCGACCCCUUCAAAGACCCGAUCUCUGAGUUCACAAAGCCUUUUACUCCCACGCUUGGACUUUCCAUUGCCCCUUUAAAAAGCCCCCAUUACGAAGGCACCGGUGCAUUGUAUAUUCGCGAGCAAGGUCAGGACGGUCGGGUCCUUCUGCUCACCUGUGCCCAUGUUGCUCGACCACCUCCCGAUCAUUGUAACACAGCUCUACUCAAUAAGACCUCGAAAAAUCCCCGCGAGUAUAUCAUUGCCCUUGGCCACUCUGGCUAUAUAGGCGCACUUCAAAGCAUGAUGGGAGCCAUUGGUGACCUAGAUCACUUGAAUAAAGACUGGCAAGACAUUCUUGAGCGACUGGGCGAGGCUCAGGAGGGCGAGUCAGAGACUAUCACGCAGAAGCGGGAGGAACACUUGAACUUGGCGAAGAAGGCUUGGUGGAAGACCGAAAAGAUUAAUGAAUUUCAUACCGAUAUAUCUAAGCUCUGGAAUCUACCCAACGACCGUAUCAUUGGCGAGGUUGUCCACGUCGAGCCUAUCGCUGCCAGUGUCGGACCUCAGAAGCUUCCAGAGGAUUGGGCUUUGAUCGCGCUCCACGAAAACAAGUUUGAGUGGGACAAGUUCAAGGGUAAUCUGGUUUACAUUGGCGGAAAUCUCUGCAGUGCAGAAUACGGCAAGAUUAUGUUCCCUAGGGACGACGAAAGAACCAACUACGCGUACCCGAAGGACGGUCUUUUACAAGUACGUGGCGUCAUCCAGCUUGAUGAUAUCUAUAAUCCCAAGCACCUCGAUGUCAAUGGGGAGCAAUGCCUUCUAGUUGUCAAGAACGGCCUUACAACCGGGACCACCAUUGGUCGAGCCUUAGGCAUGGAAUCAUUUACUCGUGUCUACAAAGAGUCCAAGAUCGAAAAAACCUCCAUUGAAUUCGGAGUUCUCUCUUAUGGGAGCACGAAAGGACCAUUCUCUGCCGCCGGGGAUUCCGGUUCGAUUGUACUCGACAGAAACGGUGACAUCUUGGGGAUGCUCACUGGAGGUGCAGGUACCAAUGACAGGACCGAUGUCACCUACGUGACGCCAUACUCAUACCUUGACAAGGCGAUCAAGAAACAUUUUCCCCAUUCUUCUCUGUAUGAGGUUGUAGGCCUUUGAGCUCCAUUUUUUUCACAUCCCUUUUCUGGCAUACUUCUGUCUAGCUUCGUGUUUACUUCUCUCAUCUCAUGUAGUUCUCGACUUGUCUCUCUCUCUAUCAUAUUUUGGUGGUUUACUUUGCUUUCCGGAGUUCCUGUC
Lentinula edodes (shiitake mushroom) is the source of this 2117-nucleotide messenger RNA. RefSeq lists its product as uncharacterized. Bases 204 to 1979 code for a protein of 591 amino acids. The transcript is spliced from 4 exons. NCBI's taxonomy places the organism in Eukaryota, Fungi, Basidiomycota, Agaricomycetes, Agaricales, Omphalotaceae. The record is from RefSeq and is a predicted model, not a curated record.